Molecule: messenger RNA, 2643 nt
Organism: Pararge aegeria (speckled wood butterfly)
Lineage: Eukaryota; Metazoa; Arthropoda; Insecta; Lepidoptera; Nymphalidae
Product: hemicentin-1-like
Exons: 17
Coding region: 114-2573 (819 amino acids)
Molecular function (GO): protein binding
Source: RefSeq, a predicted model, not a curated record
GACUUGUGGAUUUCAAAACUUUGCUUAAAAGGUUUUAAUAACAGAAAGAAAAUAACGGUGAAAAUGUAAUCAGAAAUCAGUGAAGUGCAGUAAUAAUAAUUAAGAAGUAUAAAAUGGAGUGUUCGUUUCGCCCCAGCUCGACCCGAGUACUCUCCCUGUGGACUUUUCUCAUCGGCAGCUUUAAUAUAGCAGGUCUGCGACCGGGUCCGAGCGUGUGGGCGGAGUCACUUGACGCGGUCAAUUUGUCAGCGGUGGCGGGUGGCGAUGCGACACUACCCUGCGAUACGAGGUCGCCUCAACCGCCGGACUCGCUGCUACUUGUCGUGUGGUAUAAAAACGACGUACCUAUAUACAGCUACGACAGUAGAGCCAAAGGGCCAGAUGCACACUGGGCAGACGCGUCGCUCGCGGGUCGCGCGCGUUGGCAUGGUACGCCGCAUUCGUCUUUACGAAUACGUGACGUGGUUCCGACGGACCGCGCCCUUUACCGAUGUCGUGUUGACUUCAAAGUUUCGCCGACGAGGAACUACAAGUUUAUGCUUCAUGUCAUAGAACUUCCAGAAAAGCCGAAAAUCUUCGACGAGGCCGACAAAGAAGUAAUAGGCGUGGCAGGCCCCUACAUAGAAGGCACCAGUCUGAAACUUACCUGUGUUGUAAGUGGAGGCAAACCUAUGCCAAGGCUGCGGUGGAAGCGAGGCGACGAAGUAGUUGCAAAGUUGGACCCAGUUGAAGACGAAACCCGGCUUAGCCUGCUUGAGCUUAGGAUACCUAAGUUGACAAGGGCAUACUUUGAGGCCGUGUAUACGUGUACGGCCGACAACACUGCCUUGGUGCCACCACUGCGGGUCAACGUGCAAAUUCAAUUAUACUUGAGACCUCUAUUGGUUGAAAUUUUGGCGCGUGAGCAACCUAUAUCUGUUGGUCAAGAAGCUGAGCUGGCGUGCAGAGCAGUUGGCUCCAGACCACCAGCUAUCAUCACCUGGUGGCUUGAUGACAAGCCAAUGAUCGUGGCAGAUCCGCAAAAGAAUUCCGACGAUCGUAACGAGACGGUCUCGUUUCUAAGAUGGACGCCGCAUAUGGAGCACGACGGUCGGGUGGUGACCUGUCGAGCAAGUCACGCGAAUCUGGAGCACGCCACACUCGAGACUAGCAUGAAACUAAACUUACACUAUGUCCCCAUCGUUGAACUACAGUUGGGUUCGAAAAUGAACCCUAACGACAUAGAGGAAGGUGAUGACGUGUACUUCGACUGUGUUGUGAGCGCAAAUCCGCCCGCUUACAAAGUUGUUUGGGAGCAUAAUAGUCAAGUAAUGACGCACAAUCAGCGGGCGGGCGUGAUAGCGGGGUCAGCGCACUUGGCCCUCCAGGGCGUGUCGAGGGAGCAGGCGGGUAAAUAUGUCUGCAUCGCGUCCAACGUUGAGGGCGAUGGGAGAUCCGCACCUGUCACGUUGCAGGUUAUUUACAAGCCAGUUUGCAAGAACGCAAAGAUUGCCAUCGUCGGCGCGGCCAUUAACGAAGCGGCACGGGUCGCCUGCGAGGUGGACGCAUUCCCGAUCCCAACAAACUUUCAAUGGACGCUUAACAAUAGCGUGGGAAUGGUCGAGCUCGAAGUGGGUAAAUACACCGUAGAAAAAUCCGGCCGUUCCAUACUCACGUACACCCCAGCAACGGACACCGAUUAUGGUUCCCUCGCCUGCCGCGCCACCAAUUUAGCUGGACAGCAGAUCGAGCCUUGCAGAUACACUUUGCUACCAGCAGUGAAGCCUGACCCACCUACCAAUUGCUCCACAUUGAAUUUAACUGAUGAUUCCGCGGAGCUACGUUGUUUAGCAGGCUAUGACGGUGGCCUUCACACUACAUACUUCGUAGAAGCGUGGGAAGCCGGCAGCCUGGUGGCCAACGUGUCCACAGUCACACCAGUAUGGAAGCUUCAAGGCCUUGGAUCAGGAAAGGCUCUGAAGUUGGUGUUCUACGCGAACAACGCGAGAGGAAGAUCUGAAGUCACCACGCUUAGAGUGCACACAUUAUCAAGACUUGCUUUGCAUACAGAGGCAAAGCACAGCAACAUCAGCAAUAUGGACACCAGUUGGGCCCUCGGCAUCAUUGCGGGUGCUGUUGGUACUUUGAUUGCGGUGGCUAUAGUCGCGCUGCUAGCAAGAAAAAGACACCAUAGGCCUUUACAGUAUGAAGCGCCACUGCAGACGGGGAAGGCGUACAAAGGCGCUUUGCAUAACCACUCCCCCCUCCAACCGGACGACAAGAACCCAGAUGUAGUGCCACUCGGGAAAGAUUUCAACUGCACACGAGACGCUGAGCGGCCGCCAGAGCCACCUCCCUACGGAGUUGUAGUGUCGCCGCCAGUUGGAUCGUCUAGGAGCGUGCACAGCUUACAUGAGCGCUCCAACACCCCCCACACCCCACACACGCCCAACACCCCAGCGUCCGAUGCUCAGAGCAUUGGUACACUUGCGGAGGACCGGCGCAGUGUAACAAGUGGCACUUUAUCUAGAAGGAGAGAAGUGGUUACGACCAGAACGCCACUCUUAGCGAACGCAAGAGAAAGUUGUGUGUAGAUAGUGUGAAGUGACAUUUUAUAAUGGGGAAUAACAAUAUGUGAUUUUAUUGCGGAGUGUUAAAUAUUUU